UUCUCUAUAUGCAGACUAUAUCCCUCCUUUUGGGCAUCUAAUCUCUCUCUCUCUCUCUGUCUCUCUCCAUCGACGAGAGGAUGCAUCAGAGCCUCUGAAAAUACACAGAAUCAUCUUGCGAUGAUCUUUCCUCAGGGCUUUCUAGAAUGAAAAAAGAAGGAAGAGAAUGGAUCUGAAUCUAUACCUAGGUCUGCCACGCUCGCCGAUUCGCCGCGGGUCAGAUCUCGGCUCAGAUCUCGCCCUAGCUUCGAUACCGUUGUCAGCUGAAGAAACCGGUUCAAACCAGAUGUCUGGUUUUCUGCCUGCGUCGGAUUCUCAUGCUCCGUACUCGCCGACCCAUGCUUCGUAUACACCCAACUUGCCACCGAUCGAACCUUUGGACCCUACUGAGGAACCUCAAAUUCCCCGUUUUGACCAUGCGCCAUACACUCCAUCCCUUCCGUCCUAUGGGUUGGUCCCACCAUCGUUGGCGCAGAACAGUCCAGAACCCACCGGUAACUCCCGUCUUGAGUACUGCCCGCACUUGCCAUCUCACAUUCCCGUCUCCCCAACCACAGAUCGAACUGGGGUUGAACCUCUGGGCCCGGUUGUUAGUGACCCAGUUGGGCAUGCCCCGUACUCUCCAUUGUAUUAUCCUGUCUCACCAGCUGCGGAAGACAUCAUUGGGCCUGUCAUAGAGGGAGGUAGCAACCGUGUUGAGCACGUGCCAUACUCGCCAUCAUAUGCUCCAAUGUCACCGCGGGCACCACCAUCCUCACAAGCUGUUGAUGCUUUGGUCCUCGAGGAUGCUGAUUCACAUGUACCAUACUCUCCACCGUAUGUUCCGGUGUCUCUAACCCCACAAGUCCACGAUGAUCGCCCCAAUGGUGGAAGCCCACUGCCUGCUGUUGCCGUCAGUCUUUAUGAAGCAACCAUGCAAACCGGUGAACCUUUGUCCCAGGAUGGUCCUUCGCAACGGGAGCUCUUUCGAUACCCAGAAGUUCGGUUGCGGAGAUUGAUUGAGUCUAGUCGUCGUUGGCCAAUUAGGAGGUUCAGAUCAACAGUUCCAUACAGGGCUGAACCUGAUUUCGGCACACCUUCCUUAACAAUGGAGGAUCGCCUUCUUCAAGACAUCAUGACCACUGACAGAUCUGUGGGAACCUCCACGACUCAUAAAGUGAGUGUUGAGAGUCUUAUUGCUAAAGAUUCAGAAGAGGAAAAGGAGGAGCAGGGUAGCGCUGCAGCUAACUUUGAGUGCAAUGUUUGUUUGGAUAUGGCUAGGGAUCCGGUUGUCACUUCUUGUGGUCAUUUAUUUUGUUGGCCGUGUUUGUAUCAGUGGCUGCAUGUCCACUGUGAUCAUAAAGAAUGCCCGGUGUGCAAAGGGGAGGUAACAGAUUCGAAUAUCACGCCUAUUUACGGCCGGGGGAGUACUGAAACCGCGGCCAAGAAGAAGGGCGGGGAAGAUGGGGAUUCGAGUUUGAAGGUGCCCCCAAGACCCCAUGGGCAUAGGCUCGAGAGUUUGAGGCAACGGCAUCCCAGGCCGCUUUCAAGAAGAUUGGGGGAACAAUUCAGCUCAUGGAGACGCAUUUUGGAUGAAGAGAUACGGAACGGAAAUAGAUUGGAUGGCCAAGAGUCAAGUCAGCCUGGAAUAUUCGAUGGUCCUAGUCGUAGGGUGCUCACUAGGCUGAUGGCUGCUCAGCAGUUCCAGAGGGAGGGGAGUUCAGAAAAUGGGUUGAACUUGGGGGCUAGUGGCUCAUCUAGAAAUGCCACCGAUCCUGGAAGCUCCCAAAAUGGUAAUUCACAUGUCGACGGGACUCAUGUAGGGCACAGAAGUGCCCUUUUGCGUGAUAGAAUUGAUUUUUGGCACCGAUUUGCUCUUUAUAGCCUCCCCAGUGCCGAUGGAUUUGCUGCCAUAAGUGCCCGGGUUUCUAGUUUUCUUGAGAGGACAGCCAACAAUGUCAAUCAUUCCGGUGCUUCUGCAUCAGCCAAUCCUCAGAAUCCCGAGCCUCUGCAUGGUCAAGGUACACGAGGAGCAACCUCUGCGGCAGAUCAGGCUUCUGCGUCAAGCACGAUGGCUGUGAUACAACGAGAUGUUGAAGCUCUCGAUGCUUCUGCUGAACUGAAUGGCGCGGGAUCUUCUCGUUCCCUAAGAAGAAGAAGAAGGAAUGGUGCCUCUGGUUCUUUAGACGUAGAUGGUGGAGUUCAUCAUGCACGCAAGAGGAGGAGGCUGAACUAGGUUCGUUAAUAAAAUUUAUACUGUAACAGGAAUUUUCGCAUUGACUAUUUUGUUUGUAAUAUGGAUAUUUAGUGUUUUCAGAGCAUGUAUGCUGGUUGUAGUUUCAGUGAUGUGCUACCUGGAUUGUUCCCAUCCUGAGUUUUAUCCGUCUUGCGCUCCUUUAUGUUCUUCAUAGCAGGCUUGAGGAGUUUGUUCUUUGACAAACUAUGCGUUCCUUAUCUUGGAGUGUACAGUUUCUAUACUGAUAACUGUGUCUGAAUUGUUUAUUUUAUGGUAUGGAGUAUGGAAUAUUGAUUCUGUUCUUAUA
Messenger RNA from Magnolia sinica, 2522 nucleotides. RefSeq lists its product as uncharacterized. Lineage: Eukaryota; Viridiplantae; Streptophyta; Magnoliopsida; Magnoliales; Magnoliaceae. Gene Ontology annotation, biological process: ubiquitin-dependent protein catabolic process. Gene Ontology annotation, cellular component: endoplasmic reticulum. Gene Ontology annotation, molecular function: ubiquitin-like protein conjugating enzyme binding; ubiquitin protein ligase activity. The coding region runs from base 167 to 2215 and encodes 682 amino acids. The transcript is spliced from 2 exons. The record is from RefSeq and is a predicted model, not a curated record.